AAAUUGUUUCCUCUCACGACGCCAAAUCACUAUCGCUGAAACAUGGCGGCCUCCAUGAGAGUAGUUGGAUUGUCACUUAGUAGAUCUAGUAAUAGUUUUAAGACAGUGUAUGUUUCACAGCGAUGUUAUCUUUCAGCAGAAGCUGCUACAAAGGUGCCUCAUGAAAAUACUGCCAGACAAAUGCAAACAUUUGCUUCAUUGCAAACAGAAAGGCAAGAGGAAGCAUCUAGGACUGUUUUAAUUAACUGUCCAAAGGGAGUCAAUGAGAAGAAGUUUAUCAAAUACUUAUCGCGUUAUGGGACAGUUAAGAAGUACUUUUUCUAUGAAACAUAUGGACCACAUGCAGUUGUGGAAUUUUCUGAACUCGAAAGUGUAAUGUCAUUACAGGCUGAGUCCACUAUCGCUGCUUCUGAACAUGAAUGUGCGGUUCCUUUUAAAUCUAGACUGUUUUCUUUAAAGCUAAGUAAUCCAAGAGAACAGCCUGCUGCUUCACGUCCACUUGUUCACAUCUCAAGACAAUCUACCAUUCCCAUCAAUGAACUUGUUGAGAAGCUUUCACUUUCAGGGAGUAUAGAUCAGCAGUUGAACACCCUUACUGAAGAGUACCAGCUUACUGAAGAGAACAUUCGACUCCGAUUUCUUGUGUGUUCAUUAGUAAAAGAUAUUACUUCAGCAUAUUUUCCAGAAUGUUCUGUGAAACCUUUUGGCUCUUCUGUAAACAGUUUUGGAAAGCUGGGCUGUGACUUGGAUAUGUUCUUAGAUUUGGAUGGUAUCAGCGGGAAGAACACAGGAAAGGCAUCCAGUCCCUUUGCAAUAGAGUUUCAGAUGAAGAGAGUUCCUUCGCAAAGAAUAGCAACACAAAACAUUCUUUCAGUGAUUGGCGAAUGUAUUGAACAGUUUGGACCAGGAUGUGUGGGAGUGCAAAAAAUCCUCAAUGCUCGCUGCCCAUUGGUGAGGUUUUCCCAUCAGCCUUCAGGAUUUCAGUGUGACUUAACGGCAAAUAACAGAAUUGCAAUAAAGACUUCUGAACUGCUGUACAUAUAUGGAAACUUAGACCCUCGAGUAAGACCACUUGUUUUCAGUAUAAGGUGCUGGGCCCACAUUCAUGGGAUUACCAGCAGGAUCCCAGGUGCAUGGAUCACUAACUUCUCUUUAACCAUGAUGGUCCUGUUCUUUUUGCAGAAAAGGAAUCCUCCUAUCAUACCGACCUUAGACCAAAUGAAAAAUAUUGCAGGUGCAGAAGACAAAUGUACCAUAGAGGGGCAUGACUGUACAUUCAGCUCUGAUCUAAGCAAAAUGAAACUUGCGCAGAACACUGAAAUGCUAGAUAAUCUUCUGUUGGAAUUCUUUACAUUUUAUGGUAACUUUGCUUUCAGUAAAGCGUCUAUAAAUAUUAGAAAGGGAAAGGAGCAAAAUAAACCAGAAUCUUCACCAUUGCAUAUUCAGAACCCAUUUGAACAGGAGCUUAAUAUUAGCAAGAAUGUUAAUCAAUCUCAGCUCGAGAGGUUUGUGAAUCUUGCCAGAGACAGUGCCUGGAUGUUACAGCAGGAUACCGUUUGUAGUCCAUCACGGUCAGAAUCACAUCCCUGGGGACUGGCAGCACUGCUUCUUUCUUCAGCAUUACAAAGUGGCAGUAAGGGCAAAAGACGAAAACAGAGAGAGCCUGCAAGUGAAAGAAUCAAAUUCUUGUUGGAGUCCUUAAAAACAAAGCAAACAAACAAAAGUGACUUAAAUUUAUCACACAGCAAUGGAAAGAAUUCUGCUACAGAGUCAUGAUCACAACCAAUGUUUAUAAACUUAUUUUAAGGAAAACUGCUUCAGAAUCCUGACUUUAUUGUACACUGUUAAAUACUGUAGUUCUGAACUUGCAGAUGUCAGACCUGAUUUAAUUGACGCUGUAAAAAGCUGUUGUGACAGCACACCUGGCUUAAUGGUUGCAAAACGUGUUGUCUGCUUUUGACUGCAUGUCAGAGAGCAGUAUCAGAAAAUUAGUUUACUGAAAGGAAAGGAGGCUGAGGUCUUCAUUGUUGUCUACAAGUUAUAUUUCUGGAAAGAAUAAAUGGUUUUGUAACCGAUCAAGGAAAUGUUCUCUCACUUGAUCCUCUGUAGUCUUCAUAGUAGGACAACAGUACUGCAGUGAGAAUAUCAUCCUUGUGAGGCAAGCAGAGGUACCAGCAAACUUCUUUUUCUGUUGCAGAGCUGGUUUGUACUUCAGUAUUCUGAAAGUCCUGCCUAAUUCAUUGUCAACAUGCAAUGCCUUUUCCCCACUAAGUUCCCAUUAGCUUAGUCAACAUUUUUGUGACAUCACACACACUACCAAGAUUAUCCUUAUGUGAUAACCUUGACAGAUAUAAAUGGGCACAGUAAUACUGCUAAUGGUAGACUCCCAACAAUUGGUACCCUUCCUGGCUGGAAUAUCUUCACUGAACUGUGCAUUAAAGCCAUUUUAUAUGGGACCUUCCAUGUGAUUAACAGCACCUACAGGCCAGAGGAGCAGGAUCAUUAAAAUGAGGCUUUACUGUAGCAGCCAUGUUUGCUUGCUUUGCUUAGGAGAUGCAUUUGUAAUGAAUUUGUUUUUAAAAUAUCUGCCUAAUUUAAAAAUGAAAACAGUCCUUUUAUACCUCCUUAUGUACUAUUCCAUCCGUUUGACUUCUCAUGUCCAUUCCUAAGCUUAACGUGCAAAUGGAAAGCUUAACUAUAGCAAGGUCAGUGCAAUUCCUGCUAAGAAACAUCAAGUCUCUUGAUAGUUUUGUAAAUUUAGGUACUUUCCUCCUCAUUGUGUGUUUAAGCCAUUGAUUUUUAUAUGUGAUAUUUUUUAUAUUUUUUUUAUCUUGCAGCCAGAUUUUAUGAAAGAAAAAUGCAAAGUGCAACACUGGUAAACAAAGGCCUGUAACACCCCAUCCCCCAAGAAAAGCAGCGGGUUGACAACUGAAACAAAACUAACAGCUGAACAAACUUGUAUACUGUUGUAUACUCUAAGCAAAAGGAAACAAAUGCAUUGUCUAAGAUGCAGUCAUUUGAGAUUAAUUUUGCACCUAACAGAGUCCUCAAAAUUAACUGCAUUUAAUAAAUUCGUAAAACUUUAAGCUCCUCUGUUUUGAUGCUGCUGUUAAAUGGGAAUCAUAAUAUCUCUCCUUCUCAUAUAUGUAUGUCUAGUGUAUUUGAAGACAACUGAGAUAGCAUGUUUUCCCUUGACCUCUUGCACUCAGCAUAACAUUGAUAUUCAAGCAUGAUUGGCGUGUGACCAACUUUAAGAUGUAUGUUAAUAUGGUUAAGGGGUAGUGUUGGUUGUUGGAAAUGAUCAGUAUAGUGCUAUAUGAUCUUGAAAAUUUGCCUUAAUAUAGGCUUUGGUCUUACUUUAAGGAAGACUUUUGCAGAAGUGUAGCAGUUGGAAGGAAUCCUAAGCAGUCCUGUUCAACUAAUCCAAGGAUGGUAGACUGCUACGAUCUGAUCCUCUGCAGAGUUGCUAUACCAAAACCUGCCCUGCUUUUAGACGGGGCAUGUAGCGUGUAGCAUUUUGACAGUAUGUAAAUGUAUUUCUAGCUUUCUGAACAAUAACAUUCGUAAAAUAAGCAGGGACAGCAAUAGCUGUAGCAGAAUAUGCCUUAAUAGUUUGUGUCACAGUAGCUUAUCUUCUAAGCAAGAUGGAGUUUGGAUUGAUUAAAAAAAAAUCAAGUUGCUUGGGUCAGUCAGAGUUAUAUUUUUCUGGUAAAAAUAUCUCUCUUCAUAUUUACCUAAAAAGGUGUAUAAGAAAAUGAUCAUGAGUCUUGUACCCCCGUUAACAUUAAAAGUAGCUUCUGGUUAGAACAGGAGCUGAGGUGGUAUCACUGGAUCAAUGAAACUGAAGCAGUUUAAUUGGCAUUUAAGAUACAGCUACACUGGUAUGUCAUGUGGGGACAAAACAGAUACUGGUUACAGCUUCUGCAUCGUAGUUUUCAAGUGUGAUGUGACAAUGCAUAGUUUUGGUUGAUGACACAGACAAAAAAUCAUUUUAAUAAUUUUAAUUCACAUCCAGAAAUGCCUUGCUGCAUUUAUGAGGUUAAUGGUAAAGUUAAUCAUGUUUUUAUGCAUUUACAUUUUUUCUUGCCAAACAAUUAAAUAUUCCUAAGUAUUAAGGUGCUUGCCAUGUCUGUGCUGCAGAGCAUCUUUAUUGCUGUACAGGAUAUGAGGAACAACUGUGUGGUAAAUGCUUCAGGUUCUCUCUUUUAGUAUGGUAAUAUCUAGAGGAGUGAUAAUUUCAGCCCUGAUUUUUGGUGUUUCUACAAACGAGCUUCAAGGGAGGAUAACAGUGUGGAGGCUCCAUAUAGUCAAGCCAAGUUGAACUUUAUAGUGCCACUAUUUCAGAAUGUUUGUAAAGACUUUGCUAAUGAGUAAGGGCUUCAUUUGAAGUCUUUGAGAGAGAUUUAGAGAGAAUUAACCUACUUGUUGACACUUUAAAUAUAACUGUAUAGCGUAAAAGGACAUUGAGGCCCGGCGGACUGAAAUUAAGGACCUUUGUGGCUCUUUGCAUGUGUCUGUAUUCUGAGAGUGACAGUUUAGAGAAAAUAUGCCUCAUAGAAGUAACUUGCAUAUUACUGGGGUGCCUAAUGGGCUUUGAAGGUCUGGAGCUAUGAAAUACUAGCCUCCCCCUCCUGAUGUUUGAAUAAUACUGGGGUUAUUGUACAGGAAGGGACAUACCAAAUGCAAAGUACAAAUACAGCCCUGAGAAGGGAUGGUAGAAGCAUGUAAAGGCACAUCCUUUUUCAAUGCCAUUGUUUUCUGGAUAAGCAUGUUAAAUCAAGUGAGCAGCCACAAGCUCUUACACUGUGUAGCAGCUUGUGCUGAUUAGAAUCCGAUUGAUCUUUUGGUUCAUUUCAGACAAAAAGAACAUUUAUUCCUGCAGUUAGAAGGUCUCAGGAGCUGGCUUUUCAAAUUCAGUCUCCGCUCCCGUAUUGCUGAGACCUUCAAAACAUAAUAAUACCAACAGAAGUACUUUUUGGAUGCAGCAACUGUAAGAAUGACAAAUAGUAAGAAGGGGGAAAUCUGAGGGAGCUGGAACUGUACCAUCAUUUGCAAGGUUUAGGCACUGUACCCUGCCCAUCAGUUCCAUUCAGAGGAAACCGAGAACAGGGAGUACUCUGCAAUAGGGAUCUCAAGCACAGAUGACCACAGCGCCACAUGAGGAAUGGUAUACUUAUCUGCGGGUGGAUGCUAGACAGAAAUACAUCCCAUUUGUGAAAGACACUGAAAAUUAUGAUUGCAAAAUUGCAAAUAGUCGCAAAAGUAUACUAAGAUUUAGACUAGUGUACAGUGGACAAUCCCCCUUUCUCCAUGAUGCAGUGAUGUUGGAGUUAGUAUGUUUGUAGCAGGGGUAUGUUGUUUUAAGUGUUGCCAGUUUCAUCUUUUGGUAACCAUUUGUAGUAGUUGCAGCCAUGGUUACCUUCAGCAUCUGUUACAAGCCCCAAGACCAUAUGCCAUUACAAGAGAAUUUUAACUUCAGUUUGUUAUCUGUAAGAAAGUGUGUUGGAAAAUGAUCACUUUUCAUUGACAAAUAAAUGGUGCCUUUCGUUUUCAUGAUAUAAAAGCAAAAUGUGUUUAGAAUUGUAUGUAUUGCACAUUUGUCCCAUAUGAGAAAAAGUAAAAAUGUGCAUUUUUACUAUGAAAGGAUUCUAAAAAAAAAAUUGCAUUAGGGAGGCUGUGAAAUUAAAGUAACAAUUUGAAAGCAGA
Messenger RNA from Protopterus annectens (West African lungfish), 5706 nucleotides. RefSeq names its product mitochondrial poly(A) polymerase (gene MTPAP). Gene Ontology annotation, cellular component: mitochondrion. The transcript is spliced from 9 exons. Lineage: Eukaryota; Metazoa; Chordata; Ceratodontiformes; Protopteridae. The record is from RefSeq and is a predicted model, not a curated record. Gene Ontology annotation, molecular function: poly(A) RNA polymerase activity. The coding region runs from base 43 to 1776 and encodes 577 amino acids.